CGCCAUGGCUGCCAACGGCUACUACUACGGCGGCAACCAGCAACCUCCGAGCCACCAGACGGCCCCCUACUAUGACACCACGCACGCGCCCUCGUCAGAAUCAGAACUCGCGCAGGCCUACAACCCGGCCUAUGCAGAAGCUCAGUACGGGAACCCGUAUGGCGCUCCCGCGAACCACCACCAGCAGCAGCAGCCCACAACAGGUGCGUCGCCGUUUGAUACCGUGUUCGACGAUCCCGCAUACCCAACGAACGCGAAUCCAGGGCCGGGCGGCGCGAGCAGCAGCGACAUCUCCCAGCAGGGCUUCUACCACCAAGAUACGGGCUACUACGGGUCGAGGACGGAGAAUAUCCCGCUGCAGGACCACACGAGCAAGUCUCCCGAGGUCACUGAUCACAUCUACGACGCGCCGGCCGGGCAGUCGAGCCGCAGGCGGGACAAGAGAGGCAAGGUGCGCAUAGGCGAGCUGGGCAUGCUCGGCGCCAACAAGAAGCGCAUUCCAUGGCUGGUCUACAUCUUUUCGGUGGCGCAAGUCGCCGUCUUCAUCGCCGAGAUUGUGCGGAACGGUGUAUUGACGGGCUCUCCCAUCAUGAUCAAGCCGCAGUUCAACCCCAUGAUUGGUCCGUCAACACAGGUCCUCAUCAACAUGGGCGCCCGCUACGUGCCUUGCAUGCACAACAUCAAGGAAAUCCAAGGCUCCACGAUCCCCGUGCUGUUCCUGUGCCCAAAUGCGACCAAGAACACGCAAUUUUGCCCUCUUUCGGAGCUGUGUGGCUUCGGCGGCGACGUUCCCAAUCCCAAGUUUGACGGCAACGCCAACCAGUCGCCCAUUCCGAAUCAAUGGUUCCGCUUCAUCAUCCCCAUUUUCAUGCACGCCGGGCUGAUCCACAUUGGCUUCAACCUGCUCAUGCAGCUCACCAUUGGCAAAGAGAUGGAAAUUGCGAUUGGGUCGAUUCGAUUCUUCUUGGUCUAUAUGAGUGCUGGCAUAUUCGGCUUCGUCAUGGGAGGAAACUAUGCCGCCCCCGGUAUUGCGUCCACAGGAGCGUCAGGCUCUCUGUUUGGCAUCAUUGCUCUGACCCUGCUUGAUUUGCUAUACUCGUGGAAAGACCGACGAAGCCCCGUCAAGGAUCUGCUCUUCAUCGUCAUCGACAUGGUCAUUUCCUUUGUUCUCGGGCUGCUGCCUGGACUCGACAACUUCUCACACAUUGGCGGGUUCUUGAUGGGCCUCAUCCUGGGCAUCUGCGUGCUCCACUCUCCCAACUCGCUGCGAAGGAGAAUCGGCGAGGAUCCGUUAUACUCGGCGGUGCCUGGUGCCCCGGAGGCUGGGGUUCCCUUUUAUAAAAGCCCGGUUGGCUUCUUCAAGGGACGGAAACCUCUAUGGUGGGCCUGGUGGCUUGUUCGAGCAGCUGCUCUCGUGCUCAUCAUCGUCGUCUUUGUUGUUUUGAUCAACAACUUUUACAAGGUUGGCAACACUUGCAGCUGGUGCAAGUAUCUCAGUUGUCUGCCUGUCAAUGGAUGGUGCGAUCUUGGAACCAUCAAGGAGCAGUAG
This is a messenger RNA of Trichoderma citrinoviride, 1549 nucleotides long. Its product is annotated as rhomboid-domain-containing protein. Gene Ontology annotation, biological process: proteolysis. Bases 5 to 1549 code for a protein of 514 amino acids. The transcript has 3 exons. NCBI's taxonomy places the organism in Eukaryota, Fungi, Ascomycota, Sordariomycetes, Hypocreales, Hypocreaceae. The record is from RefSeq and is a predicted model, not a curated record. Gene Ontology annotation, molecular function: serine-type endopeptidase activity. Gene Ontology annotation, cellular component: membrane.